This is a messenger RNA of Phaeoacremonium minimum UCRPA7, 933 nucleotides long. RefSeq names its product putative c2h2 finger domain protein. The transcript has 2 exons. The coding region runs from base 1 to 933 and encodes 310 amino acids. NCBI's taxonomy places the organism in Eukaryota, Fungi, Ascomycota, Sordariomycetes, Togniniales, Togniniaceae. The record is from RefSeq and is a predicted model, not a curated record.
AUGCACUCACCCACUACAAAGGGACCAUGGUCCGAUGCAUUCAAGAAACACUUGGUCACAGUCCACGAAGUCGAGCAGACACUUCCUAACAGCGGCCAACGGUCUGGCGACGUUAUUGACACUGAGGCGAAGAUAAUCUCCUACGCUCCUGAUGCCACUGGCAAUUGCAGCACCUGCCCGCGGAGCUUUUCGAACGCCCAGGAUUUCUACGAUCACUUAGAUGACUGUGUGCUGCAGAUCAUACAGCAAGAAGAUCCUGCCGAGGCCAUAAACGCUGAUCGUCUCGCCGAGGUUGAGGACGACGAGAAUGUCCACCAAACACUACGAAAGAAUCACGUCUCUACCCCAACACAGACAAUGUUCACUUUGGACGACGAUGAUGGGGGCCAGGGCUCCGAAGACGAUGACGAACCGGAUGCAUUUGCCACUGGCUUUCCACCCACGAGCAAGAAGCGGAAGGUUAGUAUCGCCGGGAGUUUGCAAAAGGAAAGUAAGGGACGCGGCCGCAAAAGCCGUCGAGACUACCCCUCGUCCUGGGGUUACGACAAAGGGCAGGUUACGAUGAAGCGGAGAGUUAUGUCGGUGUUUAACGGUCCUCGCCGGCUAGCAAAAGACGACAUGAUGCUCUCGACGGAGCACGAGGUCCGAAUCAAGCUAUCCGACGGGAAAUCCUACGUGACAGACUUGGAUGUCCAGACAAUGAAGCGCGCCGAGGUAUUCCAUAACACCAUGGACGACCAGAGAAACAACAUGACGAUGGACCCCUCAGCCAAGAUCGGCCUCGAAGAUGAUCCGAUGUUACUUGGGAGUAGCGGGAUGUCAUUGACCAGAGCUAUUGCGCUUCAUCAAGGCAGUUAUUUCCACGAGACACAGAUUAACAUACCGCCACCCUUUGGGACUGGUGAUGUAUUAGGAGGGCAGGAGCCGAUGUGA